Capronia coronata CBS 617.96 is the source of this 999-nucleotide messenger RNA. RefSeq lists its product as uncharacterized. The record is from RefSeq and is a predicted model, not a curated record. Gene Ontology annotation, molecular function: zinc ion binding; DNA-binding transcription factor activity, RNA polymerase II-specific; sequence-specific DNA binding. Gene Ontology annotation, biological process: positive regulation of transcription by RNA polymerase II; DNA-templated transcription. NCBI's taxonomy places the organism in Eukaryota, Fungi, Ascomycota, Eurotiomycetes, Chaetothyriales, Herpotrichiellaceae. The transcript is spliced from 3 exons. The coding region runs from base 1 to 999 and encodes 332 amino acids.
AUGUACACGCUGUCGCAGGCGCAAGAUCCGGGUCAGGCCCAUCUAUGUAGUGCAACGUGCCUAGGUUUCGACUCUAUUCACGGAGUCGACAAACCUCGAAGUACUGUUUCGCACCUUGAGGAUGAGAUUGCCCGUCUGGAAGGUGAGCUCUAUCGUGUCAAGGGCCAGGUCAACACCAUCUCCGAUUCGGCGAUCGCGGCGGUUGAACGGCUAUCCAGAUGCGUGGCCAGAGCCACUCUCGCACCUCUCAGCUGCUCACGGAGGCAAACAAACCUCCUCUCAUUGAACUCAUCCUUCUUCCUCUCGGGUUCUCCAGUACCUUAUCUCAGCAGCCAGGCUUCGAAUCCCGACAAACUUGAACGUGCCGAGGAGCCUUCGCUCGGUACGAACACGCUUUCCUCCAUCCCUCGUCAUGUUGUCGACGCCUUGUUGAAACACUACUGUGAAACAUAUCGCCCAUUAUAUCCGGCUGUAGAACAGUUGGAUUUAUACCAGGCUUGUGACCGCGUCUACAACAACGCAGAUCCCUCUGGCUUCGACAUCUUCUGUGUGCAUAUCACGAUGGCCAUCAGUAUGCAAACCCUCAUGCAUAAGGAUGAGAAGCGCGCAACAACGGCUUCGUAUGGGUUUUGGAUGACGGCCGCAGGCCUCCUGGGUGAAAUUGCUUCGGUGGAUGAUGCAUGGGAGCAGCUUCAGGCCUUGCAGCUUCUCGCCCACUACGCCUUCAUGAAUCCAAAAAAUGUCGACUGCAAGAAAUGUGCUGCUGCAGCUUCCAGACUGUGCAUACAUCUCGGACUCCAUCAGGAAUUGCCCGUGUCGGCCCAGGUCAACCUGGAUCCUCAGGUCCUCAACACUCGAAGAAGACUCUUUUGGAAUUCGUAUAAUAUUGAUUGGUACGAUUGCAUUCACCCUGAAGUCAGUACCAAUGAUUUGACGAUUUGGUCAGUGCAGUUCACGCGGUCCAAUGUCAGCCCUUUCUAUGGCCAGCAUCUGUAUUGA